AUGCCCACUAUACAGCAAUGGGGCCCGGGAAUCUGGGGGGCCAGUGAGACUUCUGCCACUUCCGAGGCACUGACAAGCCUUCGUGCUGACUGUCGAAAAGCUGGCCUCUUUUUUCGUUCCAGUGAUCCAGUUCAGCAUUUGGGCUCCAGUGGUGGCUUUCGUGGGCGUGCUGGUGGUACGGCUCUGAUUUCAGCUUGGCCCAUCAGGCCAUAUCCACAGUCUUUGCCUGAUGCUGUGGCAACUUCGACUCGUUUUUGUGACGGAGUCUGCUCCUUAGGUUUUGGCUUGGACAUCUAUGUGGCAGUCCUUUAUGGUCCGACCAAGCAUCGCUCACAUGAGAAUCCUUGGGCUUUGCUACAAGAGAUCAUGCAGACAGCUGUCCAGCGAGCUGCUGUUUACAGAGGCCCGGCCAUCAUCAUGGGAGAUUUCAAUGUUGACAUCGCUGAGCUCCCUCAUUGGCCUAUGCUUGUACGAAUGGGAUGGCGUGAUUUGGCGGAUCACUCUUGCCAACUCUUAGGGGGUGAGCCUGGUUAUACUUCUUGGAACUCCAAUGGUGCAGCCCGGAAGUCUUUCAUCCUUGGAAAUGAUCAGGCGGCUGCAGCAAUGACCCUUUGUCAAACGUGCAAGCUCCACACUUUUGCUGCGCAUCCUGUGCUGGAAGCGCACUUCGACCUCGAUGUACUGGUGCGUGAUCGUAUUGUGUGGCAUCUGCCAAGGGAUUCCUCAUCUUUGCUCAUUGAUCCGGACACUUUUGACAGUGCUUGUGAGGAUUCUUGCAAGAAGCGUUGUGGCAAAUUUGGACGUGCCAUUGCUGCACAUUCCCCGGCCGAUGCCCUGCAUUGUUUUGCAGUUGCUUUUGAUGAGGCUCUUGCUCAAAGCAGUGUGACUCCGACAGGCGAACCUCGCCCUGUUUCUCGUUCGUACCUUGGGCGAUGUCGUGGCCCGCUCUUUCGCAGAAUUCGAGCGGUGGGACCUGUGGUUGCUCGGGCCAGGGAGGGUGAGUACCAAUGCUCGGUGCUCCAGCCAGACCGUGAUCUGCGUUUGAAGGUCAAGCAAGUUCGCCGCCUUUCCAGUCUUUUGGGUUUGAUGGCUAAUCUGGAGAAACUACAUUCCCGGACUUCAGCUGCCAUUUGUGAGGAGCUUUGGGAUCAACAGGUGUUUCUUCGCUCAAUUGAUGCGCCUUUCCUUCUUUUGGAUGCACCACUGAAGCUGCGUACUCAGGAGCUUGUCAUUACGCAGAAACACUAUACGGUCGAUGUUCAAUCGAUGAUUCAAGAGGCUGGGGAUGCUUGGUCUGCUUUUUGGGGUCGUGAUGAUCCUGAGGAUGACGAGCAGUGGGAUCAAGCCUGCCGCUUUGUCACCCUACUUGCCAAGAGCGAUGAAGUUCCACUGGAUCCUUUGGCCACGAGGCCGAUUACAGUCCUCAGCCGCCUCUACCGUUGCUGGUCCCGUUUCCGCUCCCUGCAGGUACUGGCAUACUUGCGCACUUUGAUGCCUGCAUCCAUUGCGGGUGGAUUGGCCGGUUCGAGUGCAGAUAUGUUGGCAGCUUUUACUCUCUGCACGCUCGAGGAUGCCCGUAUGGCCAAUGUUGAGAGAUGCGGAGCAGUUCUGGAUAUCAUCAAAUGCUAUAAUGCGGUGCCCCGCUGGCCGCUCAUUGCACUGUUGGCUCGCAUUGGGCUUCCUCGUGAAUAUGUGGUUGCCUUUGCGGAGGCACUCCGGCACCUCGUUCGUCAUUUGGAGAUCUUGGGUCAGACCUCACCUGACGGUGUACCCAGCAGUACAGGGAUACCAGAGGGCUGCGCUUUUGCGGUGGCUUGCAUGGCCUCUAUUUCCUUUCUUGCUUCGAGAGUUGUCCAAGCUGAUGAUUCCACUGUUGAGGCGGCUUUUUAUGCUGAUAACUGGGGCGUCAUUGCCGACAGUGUCCCCGAACUGCAUGCUGCACUACAGAAGUUGACCACUAUGUUGGCGGCUUGGCGUAUGGACCUUUCCGUGCCCAAAAGCUGGCUAUGGGGAUCCCAUGGCUCUACAAGGAAAGAUCUUGAGUCCCUGCAGAUUGAUGGUCAACUUUUUCCGGUCCUACGUGCUGGAGCUGACCUUGGUUGUGACAUGGCAUAUACUGGCAAAGUCUCCAAGAAAGUGACGCGCAAGCGCUGGGGCAAAGCUAAGUCAUGCCUUGCUAAACUGCGCAACAAGCGCUAUCUGCCACGCUCCUUCAAGGUGACCAUGGCCCGAUCAGCUGGCCUUGGGAAGGCCCUUUAUGGGGCGGAGCUUGUCCAUACAACGAAUCUACAGUGGAAGGAACUUCGUGGGCCCAUUGGACGCUCUAUGGGGUAUGUUGGCUCUGGUGGAUCCACCUUAUUGGCCCUUGCAGUUUUCGAUCCAGAUCUUGAUCCCCAAUUUGCCAACUUGGUCAGAACAUUGCGCUUUUGGCGCCGGUUCAUGCGCAUUUUCCCAGGUAUGCGUACAAGCUUUCUUGACCACUUGGUGAUUUCUGCUGCCUCCGGCAAAUCUGGACCGGCUCAAGCGCUUCGCAAGACCUUCUUGGCUGUUGGCAUUACACCGCUUGCUGAGGGCUUUUUGGUGCUGGAAUCAGGCCUUCGUGUGGCUUGGUUGCAUGACAGCUGGGGCGCCUUGCACAGUUUCCUGACUGUGGCAUGGAGGCAGCAUGUUUGUAGAGCUCUUGCACAUCGCCGGGAUUUCGACUUGUCAUCCUUUGACCCCGAGCCUUGUUUGGCUAGCCUCAAAGACAUGACUCCCCAGGAGCAGGGAAUCUUGCGCACUGUCGUUGGUGGGAAAAAUAUCACCCAUGAAGUCUUGACUCGUUAUGCAGCCCAAGUCAAAUCUGACCGUUGCCCAUCCUGUUCUUCACGUGAUGGUCGUGAUCACCGGAUUCUUGAAUGUGAUGGUCAUGCUCGUGUUCGCACUGACUGUGCUUUGACACUUCGGUGGCUCCGCCAGCGGCCGAUGGCGACGCUGCACUAUGGCUUGUGCCCUGCAGUUGACGACCUUUGGCUGUGGAAGCAGGAAGCGUGUGGUGAUUUUCCAGCCCUUCAGUUGCCUUCGCCCUCGACGAGUGGUCAGGUGUACACUGACGGAAGCUGUUUCUUCAAUACACAGCGUACGUUUGCUAUUGCUGGCUUUGCAGUUCGACGUGUGGCUGGGAAGAAAAGUUUUCUCGUGGCUAAGGGGCUUGUCCCUGGCAUUGAUCAAACCCCAUAUCGGGGAGAGGCUAUGGCUGUGCUCUGGGCGCUUCAGAACUUUUCCCGCCUUGACCUUUUCGCUGACUGCGAGGCAGUCUUGUUUCGCUUCCGGAAGCUCCUGUCUCGGAGGCUAUCUCUUGAUGCCUAUGUCUAUGAGGGUCAUGAUGACAUUUGGACACGUAUUUGGUGGCACGUUUUGCAGCGCCCUCCGGACUCGAUAGUGACUCAUAAGGUCAAGGCUCACGUCCGAUGGCAGUCGGUUUCGGACCCUGUAUUACGUGAUGAAGCUCGCCUGAAUGGUUUGGUCGAUGCUGAUGCCAAAUCGGCUAUCCAGGACCAUCCCAGUGGGAUUUUUAGACGCUUGGAGAAGGCGUCUCAACAGCAUGCCCACCUUUGUGCUGGUGUUCGGGCUAUUCAUCGUUUUUGGGCCACUAGCUGCAAGCAGUCUUUGGCUGAACAGCCCUCCGAGCGUCAUUUGCAGGGCUGGCAACUUCCUGAUCCUGCCCUUUUGAUUCCUGAUGGUGAGGUGGUGGCUUUGGUCCCCUUCGAUGUCGAUGCUCUGAUGGCUCAAGGGUUCCCUUUCGGUCGCCUUUUCUGUCAGAGGUUGUGUACAUGGUGGAAUAAUUUGACUUGGUGCCAGCACUCCGAGCCUAUUUCCAUUUUAGAACUGUAUGCAGAUUUUUCUUUGCAGACCAGGUCGACUACACCUGUUCGGACGUCAAAGAAGCCUUUACGCUGGGAAUUGCGAGACCAGUCGGUCGCUGCUGAUCUUGCUUCGAAGACUUUGGGAGCUCAGCUCCGUAUUUGGGGCCUUGUGCUGAAGUGGUUGUUUGAGGUUCAACCUGAGGGUUUUCCUUCCGCCUGGAUUCCUCGAUGUUCCUCCAUGCUGAUUUUUGGCUACAAACGCUAUUUCAGUGGCUUCAACUGCAGGCCCAAGCUGGCAUAUUCCAGUCUCGCGGCUCUCUGGCACUACCUUCACCCUCCAGAGGGCAAUCUUCAUCAGUUGACACGUCUUUGGCCACCAGCUUCGAAAGCUGCGCUUGGCGGCGCAUAG
Messenger RNA from Durusdinium trenchii, 4254 nucleotides. The record is from the annotation of a GenBank genome assembly. NCBI's taxonomy places the organism in Eukaryota, Dinophyceae, Suessiales, Symbiodiniaceae.